Molecule: messenger RNA, 1659 nt
Organism: Dovyalis caffra
Lineage: Eukaryota; Viridiplantae; Streptophyta; Magnoliopsida; Malpighiales; Salicaceae
Source: the annotation of a GenBank genome assembly
AUGCUAUCCACACUGCAGCAGCCUCCUCGCUCUCUUUCUCGUAUCCCUCUUCACCUCUCUUCUAUUAAACCCCUCCGCUCUUUCUUCACCGUUGGCUCUGCCUCUGUCUCUGCUUCUGCUUCACAAGACCAAUCAUCCCCUCCGUCAUCUCAAAUACUGACCGUCCGCCACUCCCUCCUCUCCCGCCAAAUCACUGCCACCCAACUAGCUGAGUCCUACCUUUCCCGGCUUUCCCUCACCGAGCCCCACCUCCACUCCUUCCUCCACAUCUCCGAUACCCUCUUAAGAGAUGCCCAGCUAAUCGACCGCAAGAUUGAAACAGGAGAGGAUGUCGGCCCCCUUGCUGGGGUCUUUGUUGGGGUCAAGGACAAUAUCUGUACGGAUGACAUGCCUUCUACUGGUGGCUCCCGCAUCCUGGAGAACUACAAGGCACCGUAUGAUGCAACAGCGGUUAGGAGAGUGAAGGAGAAACAUGGGAUUUUAAUUGGCAAGACUAAUUUGGACGAGUUUGGCAUGGGAAGUACCACUGAAGCUUCUUCUUUCCAGGUGACUGCAAACCCGUGGGACUUGUCUCGAGUGCCUGGUGGAUCGUCAGGUGGGUCGGCUGCAGCUGUAUCUGCUCGGCAAUGCAUGGUGUCACUUGGUAGUGAUACUGGUGGAAGUGUGAGGCAGCCAGCAUCUUUUUGUGGUGUUGUUGGAUUGAAGCCAACAUAUGGGCGUGUCUCCAGAUUUGGACUUAUGGCUUAUGCAUCAUCACUUGAUGUUAUUGGAUGCUUUGGUACUUCAGUUGCUGAUACUGGCAUCCUCCUUCACGCAAUUUCUGGUCAUGAUAGAUUUGAUGCCACUAGUAGUAACAGAGAGGUUCCUGAUUUCACAUCUCAGUUCAGUUCUAUAAAUCUCAUGGAAUCUAAACCAUUGAAGGGGUUGAAGGUUGGUCUUAUCCGUGAAACUCUUGAAGAUGGUGUGGAUAACGGAGUAAAAUCUGCAAUUAGUGGUGCUGCUUCACAUCUUGAAGAAUUAGGAUGUACUGUGACAGAGGUCUCAUUGCCAUCUUUCUCCCUUGGUUUACCAGCCUAUUAUAUUCUCGCUUCAUCAGAAUCAUCUUCCAACUUAUCACGUUAUGAUGGGGUCAGGUAUGGGAACCAAAUUUUUGCUGAAUCAUUGAAUUCUCUUCAUGGUGAUUCUCGUUCAAAAGGAUUUGGUCCUGAGGUCCAAAUGAGAAUCUUGAUGGGAACAUAUGCCCUCUCAGCUGGUUAUUACGAUGCAUACUACAAGCGUGCCCAACAGGUGAGGACCUUAGUUCGGAAAAGCUUCAAGGAAGCAUUAGAUGACAAUGACAUCCUAAUUUCUCCCGUGGCUCCAUCUGCAGCUUAUAAGAUUGGUGAAAAGAAAAACGAUCCUUUGGCAAUGUAUGCAGGCGACAUUAUGACUGUCAAUGUUAACUUGGCAGGGGUGCCUGCGUUGGUUUUGCCAUGUGGAUUUGUUGAGGGAGGGCCUGCAGGACUUCCUGUUGGUCUUCAAAUGAUUGGUGCAGCAUUUGAUGAGGUCAAGUUGCUCAAAAUUGGUCAUAUAUUUGAGCAGACUCUUCAAGGUUGCAGAUUUAUUCCUCCCUUAGUGGCAGAUGAUCUUGUUGUUGCUAAGGAUGUUUUUAGAGGGUAA